This is a messenger RNA of Hylaeus anthracinus, 957 nucleotides long. RefSeq lists its product as uncharacterized. The transcript has 2 exons. The coding region runs from base 394 to 957 and encodes 187 amino acids. Lineage: Eukaryota; Metazoa; Arthropoda; Insecta; Hymenoptera; Colletidae. The record is from RefSeq and is a predicted model, not a curated record.
UAUUGACUCCUUACUACGUAUGUGGGGCACACACACAGAUACGUUGUGUCGUAGAGCGUGUAUACGUGAGUUUGGAUAAUCCGAAUGUGAUUUGUCAAUUCAAUGAUAUUUAAAUAAUUAUAAACUAAAAAUUUAAGCAUGUAUCUAGCAUCAGCCGUAUAGUUAUGUAUCUUGACAUUGACGUGAACCAAUGUCUUUAUACCUGAAGGAACACGAAAUACUCACUUAAAAAUGGUAAAUUACACGAAUAUAUAUCAAACUAUUUCACUUUUAACUACACUCAACGUGUAAAUAAUUCUUACAAUAGUAAGAAUAAGAAUUGGCCAUUCAAUGAGUAACAUGCGUAUUCAAUUAAUGACAUAUUUCAACAAGAAAAUUGUUUCUAACUUGUUAAUGCAGCAUAUCUUGUUUGUUAAUACGAGAGUAAAUGCUUCGACAAAGUCUAAGACGCACUAUGACACCUUGAACGUAUCUCCCAAUGCCACGCAUAACGAAAUAAAGUCGUCCUACUUCAAGCUUACAGUAAAAUAUCACCCUGACAAAAAUAAAAGCGCGUCCGCGAAAGUACUGUUUCAAGAAGUGUCGGAGGCAUACGAAGUUCUCGGCAAUCACAAGCUGCGCAAGCAGUAUGACAGAACUAUGGCGAUUAAGUCUUCUCUGGUGAACCAAAUGCAAAAACCGACACCUAAGUACGAGUAUUCUGAUACAACGAGGCAUAAAAUGUACGAUUUUGAUGAAUGGACUCGUGCUCACUACCACAAUGCUUUUGAACAAAGCAUGAAAAGGAAAACUAUAUACAAAGAGUAUAUGCAGAACAAACGACAGAUGGAGCAAAAUGAGGAAAUUGAUGCCACAGCGGUCAUUAGUUUAGUAGGAAUUGUUUCGGUAUUCGUCUUCUUGAUCAUAGUCUACAUACCUACUUCUAACGAUAACGCAAAGAAGAAGAAGGUUGAUUAA